AGGAAUCAUGUCCCGAAACAAAAGGGUGCAUGGGACACCAACUAGUAGACAAAAGUUGUAUAAAUGUAUAAAAAUGGUGGAGGCCAGGCCGGAGAGUUCAAACGGUGGGGGGAGCUAGCUAGGAUCACUGAUUCACUGUAAAACUCGAUCCAUCUGUAGAAGCAAAAAGUAUGGCCGUGGAAGAAGGUGUUGGUGAUUACACGCAGGAUGGGACAGUGGAUCUGAAAGGGAACCCGGUCCGUCGAUCCAAGCGUGGUGGAUGGACCGCUUGCUCCUUUAUUGUCGUGUACGAGGUUUUCGAACGCAUGGCGUAUUAUGGUAUAUCUUCCAAUCUGAUUUUGUAUUUAACAAAGAAGCUCCACCAGGGCACCGUCACCGCUUCCAACAAUGUCACCAAUUGGGUCGGAACUGUUUGGAUCACUCCAAUCUUGGGUGCUUACGUCGCUGAUGCUCAUCUCGGCCGUUACUGGACGUUUGUCAUUGCCUGCAUCGUUUAUAUCUCGGGAAUGUCACUACUAACACUGGCCGUUUCACUUCCUGGUUUAAAACCGCCUCAGUGCUUAGAGACCGAUAUGGAGAACUGUAAGAAGGCUUCGACAUUACAGAUUGCCGUGUUUUAUGGUGCACUCUAUACCUUAGCCGUUGGAACAGGCGGAACCAAGCCCAACAUCUCCACCAUCGGGGCAGACCAGUUCGAUGAUUUCGACCACAAGGAGAAGGCUCACAAGCUGUCCUUCUUCAAUUGGUGGAUGUUUAGCAUCUUUUUUGGGACACUCUUUGCCAAUACAGUUCUUGUGUGGGUACAAGACAAUGUAGGAUGGACCUUAGGAUAUGCGCUUCCGACUCUUGGACUUGCAAUAUCCAUUGCCAUCUUCUUGGUAGGCACAUCCUCCUACAGACACAAGGUGCCCGCAGGUAGUCCCUUCACGAGGAUGGCCAAGGUCAUUGUAGCUGCUUUAAAUAAAUGGAGGGUGCGUAUCCCUGAUGAUCCAAAAGAGCUCUAUGAGCUUGACUUGGAAGAGUAUGCUAAGAAAGGAAAGUUCAGAAUUGAUUCCACAGCCACCUUGAGGUUCCUUACCAAGGCGUCUGUGAAAACCGGCUCAACUAAUUCAUGGAUGCUAUGCUCAGUUACACAAGUCGAAGAGACUAAACAAAUGUUACGAAUGAUCCCAAUCUGGGUUGCCACUUUCAUACCAAGCACAACGGUUGCCCAGAUCAAUACUCUUUUUGUCAAGCAAGGGACCACUCUCGAUAGAGGCAUUGGCAGCUUCAAAAUGCCCCCCGCAAGUUUAAGUGGAUUUGUUACCAUAUCCAUGCUUGUCUCAGUUGUGCUCUAUGAUCGGUUGUUCAUCAAGAUUGUGCAAAGGUGGACUAAAAGCCCUAGAGGCAUCACUCUCCUUCAAAGAAUGGGAAUUGGCUUUUUUAUGCUCAUUAUAAUUAUGAUAAUUGCAUCACUAACCGAGAGAUAUAGAUUGAGAGUGGCCAAGGAAAAUGGGUUGGUUGAAAAUGGAGGACAAGUUCCUUUAACCAUAUUUAUUUUACUUCCUCAGUUUGUGCUUAUGGGCACCGCAGAUGCAUUUUUAGCGGUUGCCGUGAUUGAGUUCUUCUAUGACCAGGCGCCAGAAAACAUGAAGAGUCUUGGGACUUCCUAUUCCAUGACUACUCUAGGAGUUGGAAACUUUAUGAGUAGUUUCCUUCUUUCAACAGUUUCUCACAUCACCAAGGAGCAUGGUCACCACGGGUGGAUUCUAAACAACCUGAAUGCUUCUCAUCUUGACUAUUAUUAUGCAUUUUUCGCUGUACUAAACCUCCUGAACUUCGGUUUCUUCUUGAUUGUGAUUAAGUUCUAUGUGUAUAAGGCUGAAAUUUCGAAUUCAAUACAAGUUCUUACAGAAGAAUUGAAGGGGAUGACAGUGCAAGUUUCUAACCAAGAGGAAUCCAGGAGGUAGAUUGUAGACUGACUAAUGGAAAAGAAUAAAGGCCAUACAGAAAUCAAAGCUAAUAUUCAAGUUCGUGAUGGUUCCGGUAAAGCUGUGGGUUGUGGAAGGGCCUUUCAUAGAGCACGAAGUAUUGCUAUAGCUUUGGGUUCAUGUUGGUUUAAGAUAGUGUGUCUCUGAUUUUGCUUUACAUCAAAUAGGAGAAUAAUGUUUACUCAUUUUUAAUAGAGAAUUAACGCGACAUAGUUGUGUGAA
Messenger RNA from Alnus glutinosa, 2192 nucleotides. Its product is annotated as protein NRT1/ PTR FAMILY 5.2-like. Gene Ontology annotation, cellular component: membrane. NCBI's taxonomy places the organism in Eukaryota, Viridiplantae, Streptophyta, Magnoliopsida, Fagales, Betulaceae. Gene Ontology annotation, biological process: dipeptide transport; transmembrane transport. The record is from RefSeq and is a predicted model, not a curated record. The coding region runs from base 171 to 1949 and encodes 592 amino acids. The transcript is spliced from 4 exons. Gene Ontology annotation, molecular function: dipeptide transmembrane transporter activity; tripeptide transmembrane transporter activity.